AUGUUUCAAUCUUUCCAUUCUUCGACCAUUCUUUCUUUCUUUUUCUUUCUUUCUUUCUUUCUUUCUUUCUUUCUUUCUUACAUUCCUUCCUUCUUUUAUGAUUCAUUCUUUCCUUUCUUCGAUCAUUCUUUCUUUUUUUCUUUCUUUCUUUCUUUCUUUCUUUCUUUCUUUCUUACAUUCCUUCCUUCUGUUAUGAUUCAUUCUUUCCUUUCUUCGAUCAUUCUUUUUUUUUUUUUUUUUUCUUUCUUUCUUUCUUUCUUUCUUACAUUCCUUCCUUCUUUUUAUGAUUCAUUCUUUCCAUUCUUCGAUCAUUCUUUUCUUUCUUUCUUUUCUUUCUUUUUCUUUCUUUCUUUCUUUCUUUAUGAUUCAUUCUUUUCUUUCACGAUCAUUUUUCUUUUUUCCUUCCUUCAUUUAUUUAUGAUUCUUCUUUUAUGUUUCAUUCUUUCCUUUCUUCGAUCAUUCUUUCUUUUUCCUUUCUUUCUUCAUUUAUUUACUUCUUACAUCCCUUCCUUCUUUCAUGUUUCAAUAUUUCCAUUCUUCGACCAUUCUUUCGUUCUUUUUCUUUCUUUCUUUCUUUCUUACAUUCCUUCCUUCAUUAUGAUUCAUUCUUUCCUUUCUUCGAUCAUUCUUUCUUUUUUUCUUUCUUUCUUUCUUUCUUUCUUUCUUUCUUUCUUACAUUCCUUCCUUCUUUUAUGA
Molecule: messenger RNA, 696 nt
Organism: Acanthosepion pharaonis
Lineage: Eukaryota; Metazoa; Mollusca; Cephalopoda; Sepiida; Sepiidae
Source: the annotation of a GenBank genome assembly